AUGGAGCGCAGAGCUUUAAGGGGCGCAAGAAGCUCCCCCUUUAGCUCCAUGCUACUCCAUGUGAUCCAUGCACUCCACGCCAUGCGAGCUGUGUUGAAACCUCAGAAGUUGCUCUGUUAUGUACAAACAUCAAGGCCAAGGGGAAAACUAGUAGUCAUGAGGUUCCUUCCGGUUGUCAUGGCGCUUCUGACCACAACUAUCCUGAUAAUUCUUAUUCUUUUUUAUAUAGUACAUUGUACAAGUACAAGUUGUGUUGAUGUUAUACCUCAGUUCGGGGUUAGAAGUAGUGUUGAUGUGAUACCUCACUUCGUUAUGAAUUAA
Molecule: messenger RNA, 321 nt
Organism: Amoebophrya sp. A25
Lineage: Eukaryota; Dinophyceae; Syndiniales; Amoebophryaceae
Source: the annotation of a GenBank genome assembly